CCGCCCGCGCGCCCGCUUCCGGCUCAGCCCGGGGUCCUCCGAGUGCGUCUGGCCCCCGCUGCCCGGCGCCGACCAUUUCUGCGGCGUUUCCCCAGCUCUGUCGGUCGCCGGGGGAAGGUACCGACAGGAAGUCUCCGCGUUUCCGCAUCUGGCGGGGUGCGCUGCGCCCAUCCUCUUCCCUCGCUCGCUGCGGGCGGGGAGCGCCAGGCGUCAUGGCCAGCGGCCGCUGCGGCCCGGCCGGCCCGAGGACCACCCUCCGCGUCCGCGCGCUCUCGCGGCCUGAGGCCCCGCCGGCGGCCGGCUCCGUGUGAGCGCCCCCGGCCCCGGCCCCGCCCCCGCCCGCGCCGGGCCCAUGGCCUCCGAGGCCUCCGAGGCCCCGCCGUCGCCGCCGUCCCCGGAGCCCGAGCUGGCCCAGCUGAGGCGGAAGGUGGAGAAGUUGGAAGGCGAGCUGCGGAGCUGCAAGCGGCAGGUGCGGGAGAUCGAGAAGCUGCUGCAUCACACGGAGCGGCUGUACCAGAGCGCGGAGAGCAGCAACCAGGAGCUCCGCAGCCAGGUAGAGGAGCUCAGUAAAAUACUCCAUUGUGGGAGAAAUGAAGACAGUAAGAAGUCUGAUGUAGAAGUACAAACAGAGAACCACCCUCCUUGGUCAAUCUCAGAUUAUUAUUAUCAGACAUACUAUAAGGAUGUUAGUCUUCCAAAUAAAGUGACUGAACUCUCAGUUCAGCAAGAUCAGGAUAUCAAAGCUUCUACUUUAAAUUCUGAAGACCAGUCACAAAUAGAUAAUGACGCUUACACUGGUACUGAUAUAACAGAACAUGCUAAAUGUGCAGAAGAGGACCAUUUUGCCUCAAAUUCCCAGGAGUCAGCAUCUGUAUUAGCAGCAGAAGAUACAUCCUUAGAAGGUUCUUCAUUAGCUGAAAGUUUGAGAGCUGCAGCAGAAGCUGCUGUGUCUCAGACUGGAUUUAGUUAUGAUGAGAACACUGGACUGUAUUUUGAUCACAGCACUGGUUUCUAUUAUGAUUCUGAAAAUCAACUAUAUUAUGAUCCUUCCACUGGAAUAUAUUACUACUGUGAUGUGGAAAGUGGUCGAUACCAAUUUCAUUCUCGAGUCGAUUUGCAACCUUAUCAGACUUGUGGCACAAAACAAAGUAAGGAUAAAAAAUUGAAGAAGAAAAGAAAGGAUCUAGAUUCUUCUUUAGCAAACGAGGAAAAGGAUUUGAAUUCAGAGGAUCAAAAAGCAUCCAGUGUUGAACAUAUAAGCUGCAGUGAGGGAGAAGAUUUUGCAAAUGUGAAGAAGAAGGCUAAAAUAGACGUUCAUUACAAAAACAGUCCCCCCAAAUUUACUGUUUCAGUUAGUGGAAAGACUACAGAAUCUUCUCUUAAUGAAAGCAUUUAUAAUUCAACGUCAUUUAAAGAUGAGAAAAUCAUGGAGACUGAUAGUGAGCCAGAAGAAGGUGAAAUUACAGACUCUCAGACAGAGGACAGUUACGAUGAAGACAUUACCAGUGAAGACAAUGUAACUGUAGAAGAUUCUGAGGAUGAAGCAGAUGAAGAAAAAAUUUGGCCCCCAUGUAUUAGAGUAAUUGUUAUUAGAUCACCAGUGUUGCAGACAGGAUCACUCUUUAUCAUUACAGCUGUAAACCCUGCUACAAUUGGAAGAGAAAAAGAUAUGGAGCAUACUCUCCGAAUCCCUGAAGUUGGUGUUAGUAAGUUUCAUGCAGAAAUUUAUUUUGACCAUGAAUUACAAAGUUAUGUCCUUGUGGAUCAAGGUAGUCAAAAUGGUACAAUUGUUAAUGGAAAACAGAUUCUUCAGCCUAAAACUAAAUGUGACCCUUAUGUACUUGAGCAUGGUGAUGAAGUGAAAAUUGGAGAGACUGUACUGUCUUUUCACAUCCACCCUGGCAGUGAUACCUGUGAUGGCUGUGAACCAGGACAAGUGCGAGCUCACCUUCGUCUUGAUAAGAAAGAUGAAUGUUUUGUUGGUCCAGCACUAAGUAAGGAGGAAAAAGAGUUGGAAAGGAGAAAAGAAUUAAAGAAAAUACGAGUAAAAUAUGGUUUGCAGAAUACAGACUAUGAAGAUGAAAAGGCAUUGAAGAAUCCAAAAUACAAAGAUAGAGCUGGAAAACGGAGGGAGCAGAUUGGAAGUGAAGGGACUUUCCAAAGAGAUGAUGCUCCUGCAUCUGUUCAUUUUGAAAUUACUGAUAGCAACAAAGGUCGGAAGAUGUUGGAGAAGAUGGGCUGGAAAAAAGGAGAGGGCCUAGGGAAGGACGGUGGAGGAAUGAAAAUUCCGAUCCAGCUUCAGCUUCGGCGAACACAUGCAGGCUUGGGGACCGGCAAACCAUCCUCGAUUGAAGAUGUUCACCUUCUCCAAAACAAGAGCAAAAAGAACUGGGAGAAAGCGCGAGAGAGGUUUGCUGAAAACUUCACAGAAGCUAAAUCUCAAAAAGAUGUCCCAGGGACCGUCCCUUGGGUCAAAGGGACCAUAGAGUGAAGGUCAGUCAUAGAACACAAUUCAAGCUUUUUUUAAAAAAGAGUUUGGAAAUUCGUAUUUUAUUGCAGAACUUUUCCCUCUGAAGGGUCUGUUGCCUGAGGGAACUGUAUUAUAAUAUACCCCCUCAUGAUUCUGAAAUGUGUAAUAAACUGGUUUGCAGCUUUUAAAAAAACAUUUUUUUAAAUAAUAAUAAUUGAAUUAGGUUAUGCUGUGAGCAGACUAAAGUUCACAGGGCACGGCUGAGCUUAUCAGACUUUGUUAUUUUUAUCUUGUUUAUAAGACCUAUAUAGGCAAAUUUCAUAUAACCAGUAAUGAUUUAAAUGUACAUUUGUGUCUUCAUAUAUUCAUUAUUAUAGAUAUAUAAGAGAAACAUCAAAAAUUUAUAAAAAUAAGUCUGAUUAAAUGCAUCAUUGUUUAUGUCUUUAGAACUUAGAUAAAAAAGCUUGAGAAAACAGGGAUAGUGGUGCAUAACUUUUAUUAUUCUUGAAAUAUUCUAAGUACUAUUACUGAAGAACUAAUGAAUAAGUGAUAUAUUAUGGAAAAUUAGUCUUUCAUUGUUUUCUUCUGUGAAGAAUUUGUUGAUUUGUACUAUAAAGCAUUUACAUCUGGUUUGUUUUAUAGCUGAAAUAUUUAGAUAUGAGCAAUUGAGUACAGUAUUGAAAUAUUCCAUGUGCUGGCAUUUAUAGUUUUGAUAAAUCCCAUUGCUGGCAAUGGAGUUGUGCCAGAGAAAUCUGAUUUCUACUGCAAGAGGAUUGCCUAGCCAAGGCCUCAAACACAAGAUAUUUAUUGAAAAUGUCUUCAAAUGCAAUAAAACCAUUAUAAUUAUAACAUCAAAAAGAGUGAUUCAUUGAACCAAUGUUUUAAGCAUAUUGGUCUGCUUUGAACUCAGGACCAGCCAGAAUUUUCCUUAAAUUGGCAGAGCAGUAACAAUAGCAUUACUUUAAAUAUUGGAGAACUGCAGUGCAGCUUUCUGAGUGCAGAUGUCACUACUCUGCCGGUUAUCACUGUUCUCUUCCUUUUUGUUCAACUUUUUUCUUAGCUUUUUGCAGGGAAAUUAUGUUGGAACUGACUUUUUUUUCUGGCAGGGAAUAUAAGCUAUAGCUCCCUCAUCUACUAUAAAGAAAUGUCUUUAAGGUUGAGAAAUAGGAAAAGAAAAUUUUGAAAAAAAUUAUACAAUGAGGAAGACAAUUCAGAAAUAAAGGCUACUUGUUGGAAUUUCUACUCUGAAUGGUUUGGAGUACUUAGGAAGAAAAGGGGUGGUGGGGAAAGAAAGAUAAGUUUAGUACUAAAGAUAAGACAUAUGACCAGAUUGUCAAGACCCUUAAAGUCUAAGCUGGGAUAAUCAGAGGCCCUAUAAUUCCAAAACUGCAAAAAGUAAUUUUCUGUAUCCUUCAUAGCCACCUACACACCCUAACACUUCUAUAUGUACAUUAGAUUUGAAGGCAACAGAAGUGUUCUGCGUUUUUGUUUUUGUUUUUUUUUCUGCUUUAGAAUGAAAUGUAGUCAUUUACAUGUGGUUCUAGUACUGGUGCCCUGUAUAUAGAUAACAAUAUAGGAGGCCCAAAUUAGAAUUGUGGUAGAUUUCAUUCACUGAGUAAAGUAUACAACUGUGUAUAUAAUAUUUCCCAUUUUUAUUAUUAGAUUGUGGAAAACUUUUUCAUUGCUUUCUUUUGUUAAGAAAAUGGAGACUUGAAAAUGGUGAUAAAAAUUGAAAUAUAUAUGAUAUUUGCAUUAUUAAAAAACCCUUUGCAGAUCUAAAGUCUCAGGGCUAUACUAUAUGGUGGUUAAAGGACUGAAUAAUGUCUGGGUCUAUUUCCAUUUGUGAAAUAAGAAUAGUAUUUAUCUCUCAUGUCUGUUUUGAGUAGAAAAUGAGAAAAUGUAUAUAAAAGCACUUUGUAAACUGUAAAAGUAGUACAGAGAUGUGAGCUUCUAUUUGUUUAGAAGCAGAGGUGUGAAUUAUGUACAAUUUGGAUUACACAUAAAAUUGUUUUGUGUCUCAUAUUUUAAAUAAUUAUCAACACAGUAUAAAUUUA
Molecule: messenger RNA, 4524 nt
Organism: Nyctereutes procyonoides (raccoon dog)
Lineage: Eukaryota; Metazoa; Chordata; Mammalia; Carnivora; Canidae
Gene: AGGF1
Product: angiogenic factor with G-patch and FHA domains 1
Exons: 14
Coding region: 353-2491 (712 amino acids)
Molecular function (GO): nucleic acid binding; protein binding
Source: RefSeq, a predicted model, not a curated record